This is a messenger RNA of Seriola dumerili (greater amberjack), 5727 nucleotides long. It is a transcript of the gene kcnj16a, whose product is annotated as inward rectifier potassium channel 16-like. The transcript has 2 exons. Bases 155 to 1456 code for a protein of 433 amino acids. Gene Ontology annotation, biological process: regulation of monoatomic ion transmembrane transport; potassium ion import across plasma membrane. The record is from RefSeq and is a predicted model, not a curated record. Gene Ontology annotation, cellular component: plasma membrane. Lineage: Eukaryota; Metazoa; Chordata; Actinopteri; Carangiformes; Carangidae. Gene Ontology annotation, molecular function: inward rectifier potassium channel activity.
ACAACAGUCCUCGCCACGAUGACUCUGAGCCGGGAGCAAUGCUUUCUUGGUAGGAUUACAUUUUUGGCAUUAGUGUUUCGUAGUAAAAUCUGAGGACAAAACUCAUCUCCAUUUUCUCAGUUUUCAGAGUUCAACACCACAAAAAUUCUGGAAGAUGCAUAAACAAUAUAAAUGUGUGAGCCCUACCGAUGACGUCAGUGUGAAGACUGAAAAUGGACCUCAACGUAAGAAAUAUCGCUACGUACGUAAAGAGGGCAACUGUGACAUUGUGUUCCGCCAUGUUCCCGAGGAGUGGCUGCUGUUUGUGACAGAUAUCUUCACCACCUUGGUUGAGAUCAGAUGGAGGGUGAUGUUCCUGAUCUUUGCCCUCUCUUACAUCCUGUCUUGGCUCUUCUUCGGCAUCCUCUUCUGGGUCAUCGCUCUCGCUCACGGUGACAUCAAAGAUGAGACAACCAACCCCUGUGUGUACGAAGUCCGCAGCUUCACAGCUGCUUUCCUCUUCUCGCUCGAAACUCAGACCACCAUCGGCUAUGGCUUCAGAGGAAUGUCCGAGAACUGCAUGAUUGCCAUCAUCAUCGUCACUAUACAAGAUGUUAUCAGCUGCUUCAUCGACACCUUUGUCAUUGGAAUUGUUGUCGCCAAAAUGGCCUCAGCCAGAAAAAGAGCACAGACCGUGGGCUUCAGCAACUGUGCUGUCAUUAAUCUUCGCGAUGGUUACCUGUGUCUUUCCUGGAGAGUCGGGGACUUCCGCAGACACCACCUGGUGGAGGGGACGGCUUGUGCUCAGAUAGUCCGCUCCACGAUGCAUGCCACAGGGAAAGUGGACAUAACCUAUGAAGACCUGGUCAUCCAACAGAGGGACAUCACACUGGUCACACCCACCACCAUCUUCCAUAGGAUUGAGCCAGGUAGUCCACUGUACAAGAUGAGUUUGAUAGAUCUGCGUAAAGCAGACUUUGAGCUGGUGGUUUCGUUUACCUACACAGACGACUCCACAGGUAUGCUGCAUCAGACCCGUACUUCAUACACUCCAGCGGAAAUCCUCUGGGGUCAGCUCUUCCAGGAGAUGAUCAGGGUCGGCAGGAGGCACUACAGGGUGGAUUACAACCUGUUCAAUCACACUGCUAAGGUGCUGGUGCCUGAGGUCAGCGCUGAGGAGUAUGAACACAAGAAGCAGCUGCGGCCCUCUCCUCGCCAUUCCCCACGGCAUUCACCCAGAUCUUCCCCACGGCCCUCGCCCAGAUCUUCCCCACGGCCCUCACCCAGAUCUUCCCCACGGCCCUCUCCAAGGUCACAACAGCAGAAUCAUCAAGAAAACCUUUUGAAACCUCCGACGGUAACAGUGGAACUUGUGAGCGACAGCCACCCUGAACCAACUGAUUCAACAUCUCAAGAAGAGAGUCAACAUCAAGACACUUUGACUCUGCCACAUGACCUCACAAGUACAGAAGUAUAAAGCAGAACCAUGAUAUUUGCAGUGGCCAUUCUGAAAUACAUUGUGCUAAUUUUCCAUUUUUUCAAAGAAACCAUUGUUAUGCAAUAAAAAAAUCCAGAACAGUUAGUAAAUAGAUCUUAUGUUGAGAUUUUUGUCAACUGUUUUUAUAUUCUUUAUAAUGUGUGAAAAGAAAAUAUGAGCAGGCCAAAACUUAAGAGUGUGUAUGUUACUUAUUUAAAAAGGUCAGAUGUUUUAAUGUAAAGUUUAAAGUCAAAUCUCUGUUCAUAGUAAAUAACCAGAAGUCAUAGAGGUGAUGACAGUAAUGUCCCUCAUGAGUGAAGUCAUCAAAGUUUAUAUGAAACACAUGGAAAAUGUUAAGCUUACUUCAUGUUUGUGGUGGUGGAAUCACAUUUAUUUAGUACCAGGAAGUCAAGAUCUUCAAAAACCAGUUCAAAUAUUUUACAUCCUGAUCUGCUGCAACAGACCAACCAAAUGUGUUUCUAAUUUUGUUGUUAUAGUAUCAUUAAGCAGAUUUUAUAAGAUUAAAACAAUAUUGCUUAUAAGACAAUACCAGUGUCAGUAAAGUGAUGUUCUGGUUUGCGUUUUCACUUCCUGUAAUAAUCAUGAUCGACAUCAGACAUCUGUCUGAGAUGGAUCAUGGUUCUUGUCUGAGAACAAAAGCUCUGAUGGGGAAGGUCACUUUGAUGUCAAGUAACCAGACAGACAAAAGUAAGCAGACGCUGCUUUGUAACAUGCUGCUCUGCUGCUCUCUGUGUAAUCCUAUUACAAACAUGUAUUCUUUUUAUCAUAUAUCCACAAUAGAUCAGGUCAAAGCUCAUGAUGUUAUUCAGGCACGAGAUCAUGACAGUGUUGAUUUAAUGUGAUUUUUAUCUGUCCAUCAAUUAACUCGGCAGCUGGAGUUUGAAGUUCACUCGGCUCCUGACCCUGUUACAGACUGCAGCCGGUCCCCCUGACACAAACCUCAUAAUGCUGUUUUCAGCGGGGGUGGGGAUUGUCAUACCAAACACACCAUGAACACACUGUGACCUUGUGUUGUCACUGCACAAGUGGUUAUCCAUAGUACAGCAUGGAGAGGUGAAGAUGCUUACGUUAAUGAUGUGCCUUCACCUGCAGCUCAAUAUGUAACAGUAUACCCACCCCUUUUCCAAGCUGUUAAACAUGGGGGUGGAAAUGUUCUGCUUUGGGAUUGUGUGGCAGCCAGUGGGACAGGAAACUCUGCACAGACAGAGGGAAGAAUGGAUUCCACUAGAUAUAAGCAAAUUGUGGAGGCAAGUCAGUCAAGAAAGUGAAACUUUAAAGUGGCUGGCUUCUACAACAGGAUAAUGAUCCAAAGCAAACCUUAAAAUCCACCAUGAACCACUUCAAGAACCAAAGCUGAAGCCUUUGGAACAGCCCCCUUCACCCCACCCCCUGACCUGAACAUCACUGAAAGUCUGUGGGUUGAUCUGAAUCCUACUGGUUCUGCAGAACAGACUAAACAUAACUCCGAACAUGAAGUGAUCUGAAGGGUGUGUGAAAGUUAAGCAAGCAAGAAUAGAAAGACUCUUAGCCACAACAAAAGCUGUGAUAUCUACCAAAGGCAACAAGGCCUCCAACCUAAACGACGGUAUAAGUCAUUUGUUUCUACCCUUGGAUACAACCCAUAGGAGUGUACUAGUAGCAGACGUACUGGGCCUUUGUUGUCAUGGUCACAAGAAUAAACGCAGUUAAGAUUGUGGAACAGCUAUGGAUAAAAGAAACAAUCACCCCCCGUCCCCCCAACCCACCCCACCCUUUCCUACAGUGUAGGAAAACCUACGGUGGCCUCCAGGUAAUGUAACCGUAAAAAUGAAAAAGGCCUUCUCUAGAGCCAGUGCUUGGUUUGUGCGUCCUGGGCUACUGUUGAAACAUGGAGGUGCAACAUGGCGGGCUUUGGGGAAGAGGCCAGUCUCCCUAUUUAGAUAUGAAAGUCUCAUUCUAAGCUAAUCAAAAAACAAUGAUUCUUAGUUUCAGGUGAUUAUACACUAAUGAAAACAUCAUUAUGAACAGCAUACAGUAGAUCUCUCUAAAACUUACACACUGGUGCUUUAACACAGCUCCACCACAGCUACAGGAAAAGAGAGGUUAACCAUCAUAUGGCUGAUGCACGAUGGUUAACAUGUCGAGCCGUCACAAUUUAGAGUGAGGAAACUUUUUUAGGUUUCCUGCAGUCUGCCUGGCAACCAAGCAGGACUGCAGCAAUGCAUGUCAGCGUGGUGGUCCCCACAACAUGAUUAAUGCAGGCUCUACCAGGCCUGUGGAAAAACUACUAAACUGUCCACAGAGCUGUUUAAGUUUACUAGCUGUUUAAGUUUAUUAGUUUUUUGGGGCAGAAAAGAAAGGAAGAUGUUUUUAUGGUAUAGGAGCCCAACAGUUUCCAUGUCAGCUAAUAGGCUACUAAAUGCAUCAGUUGACCCACUAGCCUGUCUCAUUUUCAGCAUCUAGUUAUUAAUUUUCCAGGAAGGCCAAGAGGUCUGACCCCAAAGAGUCGGAACAUUUCUUAAGUCCAUGUGAUAGUGGAAAGACCAGCCUCCUAAACAACCCAGUACCCUGAAAAAUAUCACAAACCUUCAGUGUAUCAGUGUAUGUAUAAAUAUAUUUCACCCCGAUGCCUUCAUGCUGGCACUGACCAACUUUUGGCCACAGCAGCUUUUAAACAAAGCCUGACUUCACAUUUGGACUUUCUGUUUGUCUGGGACUGGAGCAAAGCUUGUUUUUGGAUGAACAGUCUCUUCCAGCAAAAGCUCCCAGUACACCCAUGUUUGGGUUUACCAGGUCUGUCUGACCUCUCCUGCCUCCUGAUCCAACACAAUAAUGAUGUAUUAAUAAAUAGUUCACAGCUCAGCCCAUAACUGCCUUCCAUCCAAACUCUGGUUCAAGGUGUUGUAGUGGUAUAAAUACUGCAAACCCUUUUUGUGUUCAAAAGCAGUAUUCAAGAUGGACAAUCCUGCAGUCCUAGUUACAUUUUACAUAUUUAAAAAGGAAACCGUUUUUGUUUUUUAGUUUUCAAACUGAUUCAAACACUGAACAGGUUUCAAUGAAAUUUAGUGGAAAGUUUGGCUAAUUUCCUGAAUACAGAUGUUGAUGUUUUCACACUAGCACAAUAGAGCAUCUUUGCUACGUUUUCAUGAACUACUGCAACUAACUGAAUAAAAAAAAAUGAAUAAAGUUUGAGUAAGUUUUCACCCCUUCCACUCACUCAUGCAACCAGCUUCCAAAACUGAGCAUAAGGAAAACAAAAUGGGGACCCAGUCAUGAAUGAAGCUCCAUAGCUCUAUUAUAGUUCAAAACUCCACAGAAUACCUUUAAUAAAGAAGAUUUCAGUUGCUUAAACUUAACCAAACCUUAACCACAAAGAAACCAGACCAGACAAUCCUCUAAAGAAUAGCUAGAUAGACUUUACUGAGUUAGACAAGAAGACUGAUACCACCCUCGUUUUUGUCUGUUGCAUAUGAAGCUAGCAGAUGAUUAGCUUGGCUUAGGACAAACAGUAGAAAUCGGGGGAAACAGCUACACUUGAUCUGUCCAGCGGUAACAAAAUCUGCCUACCAGCACCUCCACAGAUCACUGAUUAACGCGUUCAAUUGUGUUAAAAUGACAAUUUACCAUUUUAUGGUCUGUGACUUCCCAGUCUCCACUGUCAAUGUCAAAUUAUUGCUUUAUGGGUCGGUGGUGAAGUCCACCUAAACAGUUCUGUCAGAUAUAGAGGGGAAUUAUGAUGCACUGAUUUAAAUCCUCAAACCAGUUAAGCUUCUGCAAAGCCCUCAUGGGUCUUUUUGGAAAACAAUGACAAACAACAGAUCUGGUCAUUUAGGUUGGACGACUUGACCUAAACAGACAGUGGUGGCAAGUGACUUGGUAGAUUUGCCCAGGUGUUAUACUUUAGUACAACUUUGAGGUACUUAUACUCUAUACUGUGCUACUUCAUUAAUUCAGUGGGAAAAGUUGAUCUUUUUACUCCACUGUACUUGAUGUAUUUGAUGAAUAAUACAGAGUAUGAUCAACAUAUAAAGUCCAAUGUGUUAUUAUAAGUUAAGACUUUAUUGAUCAUUGCGGUAAAUUCAGAAGCUACACAGCAGGAUUUAAAGUAACAGCCCUACAUUUACCAGAUGCAAUGUUAAAGUGCUGUAUACAUGAAUGCAUCAAUAAUUAUAAUAAUAAUAUUUCAGUUGAAAGUUGGAAUGCAAGAUUUUACUUGUAACAGAGUAUUUCUACACUGUGAUAUUGUACUUCUUCCACUACUGAAAAUUAAA